This is a messenger RNA of Vespula pensylvanica (western yellowjacket), 1417 nucleotides long. RefSeq lists its product as uncharacterized. Bases 706 to 1266 code for a protein of 186 amino acids. The transcript has 4 exons. NCBI's taxonomy places the organism in Eukaryota, Metazoa, Arthropoda, Insecta, Hymenoptera, Vespidae. The record is from RefSeq and is a predicted model, not a curated record. Gene Ontology annotation, molecular function: chitin binding. Gene Ontology annotation, cellular component: extracellular region.
UAACCCCGCAAAUUAACUUGCUACACUGUAAGCCUUUUCUCAAUUACACCGUUUUGAUAACAUAGCUGCGAUACAGCGGAAUAACAGGUCCUAAGCUCUCUAAAUAUCAGCAUUACGUUGGUAAAAUGCCACGAAAUUAUAUCUUUUUUACUCAAACUAUUACGUUAGAAUUGCGUUGUAAUAUUUAACAUUGUUGGUAGGAGAACCUCAGGCACGAUCCUAUCUCAAAAGGAGAAACGAAAAUAGAAAAGCGAAAUUCUAAUCUCUAAAAAAAAAAAAAUAAAAUGAGUAACCAAAUGUCGAAUUAAUUUUUUUUUUUACGAAUCAAAAAAUCUGACCUAAUCCCACCAAUUCGAUUGAUAAUAUAGAACAACGACGGUACAAAUAAAUAAUACGAGAUAAAAUAAAAAGAGAACAACGAAGUUUUAGUUGCGGCCCUGUUUGAAUUAUUUUACGUUAGUUUCAGAUACAUACAUAGGCUGAUAUACGUAUACGUACAUACACAGGUAUAUAAAGAAAUAUAGGGAGAGGGGGAUAAGAUGGAUAUAGAAGGGAAGGAGUACGUUUGUGAACUCGUGUUACAGAACAGGCAGACUUUCUCUCCCUCAACUGUGACAUAAUUUCUUACACACCUGGCAAAGUGUUCUCUCUCGCGGUUCAACGGAAGCUGGACUAGUUUCGUUUAUCAUCAAACCCGGUGCGGACAUGCCAAGUAGUCACGGUGUCCUUGUCGCUCUGCUUUUCACCACCCUCGCGGUAGUCAUCGUUACUAGCAGCAUCGUUCAGCAGAAACGUGCAGCGAAUUUCGAUUAUUACGACGAUGGCUAUCAAAAUUUCCAGCCUGUGGUGAAGUUCCAAAGGCCAAUUGUAGUUCCAGAAUUCCCGAAAAAGGAUCAACAAGAUCUCAGUAAGAUUCCCGGUAUUCCUGGAGUAGACUAUCCGAUUUAUCACAGCGUUCCAAAGACCAGUUUUUCUUGUGCUCAUGUACCCCAUGUACCAGGAAUGUACGCGAAUGUAGAGACCGGUUGUCAGGCCUAUCAUAUAUGCCACGAUGGCAGAGAAGGUCAGCAAGGAGCCUCGUUUCUGUGCACUAAUGGGACUCUUUUUAAUCAGCAAGACUUUGCUUGUGAUUGGUGGUACAACGUGAAUUGUGCUUUAGCGCCACAAUAUUACAGAUUAAAUUCGGAUCCAUUGACGAAUCCUUAUGUGUCAAAAGAGGAAAAAGAUGCUAUCAAGCAGAGAUUAAAUCGCAUCGUAGUGCUCUAAUUUCUAAUUUUAAUUAAUGAAAAUUUUAUUAAAUUUUUUGGUAUUACUGCGGAGAUCAUGAUCUUAAAAAUUUAUUACAAAAUCGUGAUAUAUCUAAUAGUCAUUCCAAAAUUAUAUUGCAAAAUUAAUCUUAGAAAAAAUUCUAAAUGCA